Messenger RNA from Monopterus albus (swamp eel), 945 nucleotides. RefSeq names its product RPA interacting protein (gene rpain). NCBI's taxonomy places the organism in Eukaryota, Metazoa, Chordata, Actinopteri, Synbranchiformes, Synbranchidae. Gene Ontology annotation, biological process: protein import into nucleus. Gene Ontology annotation, cellular component: PML body; nucleus. The transcript is spliced from 7 exons. Bases 157 to 840 code for a protein of 227 amino acids. The record is from RefSeq and is a predicted model, not a curated record.
UUGCCACCCCUCAUUAAUCACAACGAAGAAGAAAAAGAUAACGAUUUCCCCCGAAGAAGAAGUAGAAGAAGAAGGCGAAGUGUCUCCCAGUUGUAGCUAUCUGUUUGAACAAGUCUUUGUGUAUAUGCAGCCUUAUAUUCGCCAUUGGCACAAGCGAUGGACUCUUCGCACAGACACCGGUCACUUUAUAAGGGAACGACUCCGCCAUGGAAAGAGACAUACCGCAAGCGCUGUGUUGACAGACUGAAAAACAGCCGGUCGAGGCUGCUGGAGAGAUACCGUCAGAUGGGAGACGGCGAGCAGCGCAGCGGCUGUGGGGCCUCCACCAUCGUCCAGGAGGUGAUGGAAGAGGAGUGGAACGCCCUGCAGUCAGAGGACCGGAGACUGCCCCCUCUGUGGGGGCCAGAGUUCACGGCAGAGAUGGUCGGCGUUACAAAGGAAUAUGAUGAGCUGGCAGUUCUUGAAGAAAUCCAGCAGGAACUCAUGUCUCAAGAAAUGUCUAUUAUUGAAGAGUAUGAGAGGAACUUGCAGUUUGAACAGCAGUAUAUAUUGGCUGCGGUGAAAGGGAUGGAGGAGAUGCAUGUUAUUUGCCCCUUAUGUCACACGAGCAACUUGGACAUCAACAGCUAUUUCAUCUCCUGCUCCUGUGGACUGUACAUCAACACUAAGAAAAAGAACAUUACCCCUGAUGUCCUGCGCCAUCUUCUGGAGUCCAGGGUGUCAGAGCACAUGGAGCACUGUCUUCACAAUCCCGUUUUCUCUGUAGCCCCAAACACAGACAGCUCUCCCAACCUGAUGAUAAGCUGCAAGGCUUGUGACUACCUGUCCAUCGUGCUGUGAAAGCAGGCCUGGCUGUCAUGAGUGACUUAGCUCAUGAGAUUUGAUUUAGAGUUUUUUGCACUCUUUGUAUAUUUUGUGAAAUAAAGGAUAAUUUAACAUUUAAAA